GCACUGUGUUACCAGCCGCAGCCGCACACGUGAUCUAGGCGCCCAAAAGUCCGUUCCGUUCGCUUUUGAUCCGGAGGCCGCAAGGACAUCCUCCACUGAGUCCCUUCGCCGUCACAGGGCUGCUUUACGGUCACAAUGCAUCGUCAGUCUGUUUUACGACUGGCUCGCCAGUCCGGGGCUUUCCCGCUGGCCGAAUUGCCCCCUCCCUACCUCGCCCCGUCUCUCCAUUUCUCCAUGAACCGGUCGACCGUCCAGUGCUCGAACUUUUCUUCCACCGCCGCUGUCGCCGCUGGCCGUGGUGAUCUCAACAAAGUCCGCGCCGUGUCCGCUAUUCACCGCACUGGCCCCAAGUACCGAUUGGGCGUGUCCAAAUACCCAUUGCCCAAGCCAGUUUCCCCAGACGCUCUCCCGAAGCGCAAUGCCACACCAGACCAUGGACUCUGGGGUUUCUUCCCCACGGACCGGACCGCUUUGAGCACGCCGACAUACGACAUCGAAUGCGGCCGCUCGUGGUCGAUUCAGGAACUCCGUGAGAAGUCAUGGGACGAUCUCCAUUCCCUCUGGUGGGUCUGCGUCAAGGAGCGCAAUCGCAUAGCUACGAGCGAUAUGGAAAGGAAGAGACUGAAGGCUGGUUACGGAGAGUGGGAAUCCGCUGAGCGGGAUCGUGUGAUCCGCGUCACGCAAAACGGCAUCAAGCACGUUCUUCGGGAAAGAUGGUACGCCUGGGAGGAGGCCCAGCGUCUCUACAGAAAGGGCUACCGGCCCCAGGAGGAUAGCCAGGAGUAAGGGCAUCAACUCCACGUGAGAUAUCACAAAAUGGACCGGGGUUUGAAUUUGGGAGCUCCGAUAGAAAUUAUUGGUCUGUACUUUGUAUGUAGUAGUAUGUAGUAUAUGUUCUCUUAUUAUUGGCAACGUUUUUUGGUUUCUUUUUUUUCCAAUCAUUUUCUUUGUUUCCCCAUGUCGAAAUUCCAGCUAGUUUUGAUUUUGGCGAUCUGAUCGAGAGCCAGUGUUCUGUAGUUCUGUUGAGAACCCUACCUACUGUACCUGGUUGUGGCGGAAAAGGAUGCCAGAUCUAGACUGUCAAUUUCUCAUGACUAGUG
This is a messenger RNA of Aspergillus vadensis CBS 113365, 1100 nucleotides long. It is a transcript of the gene mrpl4, whose product is annotated as mitochondrial 54S ribosomal protein uL29m. Gene Ontology annotation, biological process: mitochondrial translation. Gene Ontology annotation, cellular component: mitochondrial ribosome; mitochondrial large ribosomal subunit. Bases 136 to 786 code for a protein of 216 amino acids. The transcript is spliced from 3 exons. Lineage: Eukaryota; Fungi; Ascomycota; Eurotiomycetes; Eurotiales; Aspergillaceae. The record is from RefSeq and is a predicted model, not a curated record. Gene Ontology annotation, molecular function: structural constituent of ribosome.